Molecule: messenger RNA, 279 nt
Organism: Sphaeroforma arctica JP610
Lineage: Eukaryota; Ichthyosporea; Ichthyophonida
Exons: 2
Source: RefSeq, a predicted model, not a curated record
AUGAAGUUCGGUACGAUCAAUCUGGACAGCCAAUGAAGUAUGACCGAGGACUGGGCACGUGGGUUCUGGUAGGAGGUGCUAUGGCCGCGACUGCGGGAGUGGCGUAUGCAGCACACAGCCACCACAAGAAGAAUAAAAAAGGAAAGGACGGCAAAAAGAGUAAGAAGAGUAAGAAGAGCAAGAAGAGUAAGAAGCACAAGAAGCACAAACACAGGGAGGUUGAUGGCAGCAGCAGUAGCAGUAGUAGUAGCUCCAGCGACAGUGACAGUGACUAGGAGU